UGGCACCUACAACCCAGUUGUCCUAGCCUGAAGUACAGGUAGGGCUGGGCAUCAGUUGGGACCCACCCCAGAGAUGGCUGCAGUGUUGGCCUCCAAGACCUGUCCCUUGCAGGGGGUAGGACACACCAAGUUUGGCAUGUCCUUGUAUUACCCAGACCCUGCCCCUUGGGUAUCUCCCAUUCUAUGACAGUACCUGGGACACCUGCAUUCCCCACAGCUGGAGGGCAGGAGCAGAGCUGCCCUGCUUUUCCAUGUACCUGCAGUGCUAGAGGGUCCUUGGGGGGACGACUCAGCAGAGGCGCUCUCCCCUGGCAGGCAGGGCUGGCCCCAGGGACUUAUUCAGCAGAGGGGACAAUGGGGUUUAUCAUCCCAGCUUGUGCUCCCCAAGACUUGAGGGGGAGGAGGCUGGACUCACUUUUUGUCCAGCCCAGAUCCAGGUCUCUGGCCAGCGGGGUGCUACAUUCCCCUUACAAGCCCAGCUUCACCCCCAGAGAGAGCAUGCGGGAGGGCCUAGUUCUCUCCCUUCUGCUGGUGGGCAUAAAUGGCAAGUAAGGAAUCCUGGGUUUUCUCCCUGGUGCUGGGAGGGGAGUGGGGAGGGCUGAGAGUCAGGUAGGUGUAGGCAGGGCUAGCCUGGCUGGGUGGAGCAAGAGGCAGAUACUUCCUUGUCUGCCUGAAGGAGCAGACGUGUGGGGAGUUCCACCCAGCAGGGGCAGGGCCAGUGGGUGGGCGUGGCAAUGCAGGGCUAUUUCCCUGUCCCCACAUGCAGGCAAGGGCUCAGACCCGGCAGUGAGGGGGCCGGGUAUGGCUGAGGGGGUGGGCAUGGCAGGGGCGCCGGUGGGCGAGCCCUUGGACAAGGUGAAGCGGCCCAUGAAUGCCUUCAUGGUGUGGUCCAGCGGGCAGCGGCGGCGCCUGGCACAGGAGCACCCCAAGAUGCACAACUCCGAGAUCUCCAAGCGCCUGGGGGCGGCCUGGCGCCGGCUGGGCGAGGCUGAGAAACGCCCCUUCAUCGAGGAGGCCAAGCGUCUCCGGGCCUGCCAUAUGAAGGACUAUCCUGACUACAAGUACCGGCCCCGGCGCAAGGGCCGGGCACCCACCAAGGAACUGCCCACAGGCCGUCCGCCCCCACAGCUGCCUGCCUCCAGACCCUGGGGCUACAGUGAGCCACUAGCCUACCAACCGCCCCGUUAUCCGCAGUACCCGGCUAGCCAGGCCUACGGGAACGCCGCUGGAGGGUACAGUAGCCUGUCCUACGGGCCCCUGGCCCCGAUGCCCUACAAGCAAGACCCCCAACCCCACCCAGAGGGGGUGCUGCCAGCUGACUUCCGUGACAUGAUGGCUGCCUAUGGCCUGCAGGCUUGCGACAUGGGCGAGAGCUUCCCGCAGCCACCCUACGAGGCUCCUGGGCUGACGCCCCUCUAGCCCUGCUGCAGGGCAGGACUGAGGGAGGCUUUUAUACAGAAAGAAAAACAUCAAGGAAACCACUCAGGAGGAGCUGUGGGUGCAGCACAUGGGCUGGCAGCUGGAGUAAUGGGGGGAGAAGAAGGUGGAAACCCCCCUCCCAAUACUUUAGAGCAACCCCAACUGUUAAUCUUUCCAGGCUGGCUUCUAAUCCAUUCCCUCCCCCUUACCCCCCCGCCCCCUUUCACGGCUGCUUCUGUUCUACUUCACCCAGGUGGAAGCAGGGGAGAGGGGGCUGGAGAACUUGGGGAGGAGAUGAAAAAUUAGGUGUUUUUGGAGGCACAGCAGGAGGAGCCCCCUGAGAAGGUACUGGCUGGCUGUAUAUCUUAAUGCCACUUGUCAACCUGUUUUGUAAAGACAAUAAACCAGGCUUCUGGA
Molecule: messenger RNA, 1836 nt
Organism: Pelodiscus sinensis (Chinese soft-shelled turtle)
Lineage: Eukaryota; Metazoa; Chordata; Testudines; Trionychidae
Gene: SOX15
Product: SRY-box transcription factor 15
Biological process (GO): negative regulation of transcription by RNA polymerase II; brain development; positive regulation of transcription by RNA polymerase II
Cellular component (GO): nucleus
Molecular function (GO): DNA-binding transcription activator activity, RNA polymerase II-specific; RNA polymerase II cis-regulatory region sequence-specific DNA binding
Source: RefSeq, a predicted model, not a curated record